AAGUAACACAUCAAUUUUCUCCUUAAAAAGUGAUAAAAAUUUUUCAAUUUAGUCUUUUGAAAGCUGUGUCACUAGUGUUACCAUUGUGUGUUUAUUUAUGAGAUUUUUUUCAAUAAUGUGGGGACUAAAUUACCGAUAAAGAUUUAAAAACUGAUAACCUUAUCGCAGGCGUAACCCAGUGUGCUUAGUAUUAUUACUGAAGUCAAAGACAAACCGUUGGUCAAACUCCAAUAUGUGGGGUUUUCUCCCUCGUUUCAAUAAGGACCCUCAUGCCACACCCGACGAUGUGAACCUCCUCCUGUUAGGCGAAACAGGAGUCGGAAAGUCGACUUUGAUAAACUCAAUUUCGAACUACUUCAUCCAUUCCAAUUUCGCAAAAGCCCAGAAAGAGAAGGUCGAGAUUUUAAUCCCCAUGUGUUUAAAUAUAUCGGAAAAGAGCAAAGUUUAUGGCAAACCAGACGACAACGAAGUCCACGAACCUGGCCAAUCCGUCACCCAGAACGUCAAAGUACAUCUUUUUCCUAUUAAACUCGACCGCAAAACUAUCAACCUGAGAUUGAUCGAUACGCCAGGAGUCGGAGAUCCCAGAGGAAUAGAACAGGAUAAUAUCAAUCUGGACAACGUUCUUGCGUACUUGGCCACCCUGAAAGAACUCCACGGGAUUUGUUUCGUUUUGAAGGCGAACCAGACGAGAUUUACCCAGUUCGCGGAGUACUGUCUUAAGCAGAUAUUGACACGACUGGAUAAGAGUGCCAGUCAGAACAUCAUUUUUAUUACUACUUAUAGUAAGACGUCUGGUUACACAGCUGGCGAGACCAAGAGUCACUGUUUGGAGCCGCUGGUUAGAAGUAUACGAUCAAGACCUCCACAUGUGAGUAUUCCUUUAAGCGAUAAGAACAUCUUUGCUGUGGACAACGAAGGAUUCAAGGCCCUGUUGGAGAUCCAAGACGGGACUAAUUACGACCGACACGCAAUGAAAGGUUUCGAGCAAAGCUGGAUAAAGUCCACAAAGGAAAUUCAACGAUUGUUGAAGUACAUAAUUGGAGAUUCUAAACAUUCAGCUUUGAACCCUCACGACGUUGAAAACACCGUCAGCAUUAACGAAGUCAGGUUUCUCAUCGAACAGCUCACCACUCUUAUCGCUGAAGUGUCAGAAUUGAUACAAGACAACACCAGGGUGCUCGACAAGCAUGCUCGGGUUCAUAUAGAGAAAACUGUGAACAACGAAAACCAACGGAGAACAGAACUGGAAGCAGAAAGGGCAAUAAUUUCGAAAACCAUCGCCAAGUUUGCGUGCUUCCUGCAAGAACACGCACUGAUUCCGUUCAAUGACCUGUACAGCGUCUACAUUAAGCAACGUAUCAAAGAUGAAACGGAUCUAGGAAAGUCCGCUGAUCAGCAAGUCAUCACAAAAUUCGAGUCAAUGCUCAAAGAGCAUGAACAGCUUCAAAAAACCUUACAAGAAAACCCAAGAGGGUUACAAGCUGCGAGCAGCCAUUUGACCCUUGAAGAAAUUAAGAACAGUGUCACGGAGCUCUACAAUUUGAAACACAUGGGGAAGAAGAUACAAGAACUGAUAAAAAAAUCGAGCAAUAGUAGACGCAAAGAACGCCAGAAAAAAUUCCGCUGCACCGUUGAGCAAGAAAUCAUCUUGGAUAAAGCAACCGUUGAAGACAACGACCACAAGGGACACCAAUCGGUUAGCAGAAACCCUAAAAGCCGAACCCAAGACGACAUGCACGAGAAGCUAAUCCGCAUCUCAGAGAUUGCGAAGAAUGAUGAAAACUUUAUCCAAAAUGUAUUCCAGUCCAACCUUAAAAAUUUCAUACAGAAUAUGACUAAGGUGGAAUUAUUUUUAGAAAGGAACAGAACGGACGGCGACGCUUUCAAAAAACAACUAAUGUCUUUUUUGUCGGACACACACCCGUUAGUGAAAUUUGAAAAUUUGCUGGAGGAGUAUGAACGAGUACAAAUAAAACUGCGAGAAACAGGUCCAGAUAUAAAGGAAGAGGACCUCAAGGCAUUUACAGAUGAAAUCGAAAACACAAGACUAAUACCUGAGAAACUGUCUCCGGAGGGAACUUACAACGAUCCAAGAGAAGCUCUCGGCGGCCCACAUAGAAUCCACAACUCUUGGGAACCACGCAAUCAUGAUGCCAGAUAUCACCAAGAAGAAGACAAAAGUGGUGAUCGUAAAAGUUCAGACGAAGACCUUGACACAAAACGUGAGAAACAACCACACAGAACACACCAUAAAAGGGAACACUUGUCUAGACGCCACCGUAGUAGUAGCGAACGCUAUGAUUCAGAUGACCACAAAUCUAGAAAAUCGUCCAAUAGUGAUAGUGCAAGUUCUGCUAGAUUCUUUGACAACAGAAGCAGUGUCAAACAAUCUAGGGGCAAAUUCGCAUCUAGGAAAUCAAUUCGUACUAAGAAUAAGACUUCUAGUAUAUCAACAGGGUCAGAAUAACACCACAGCACAAGGACUGGAAAAAAAUCGCGAGACGAAGUGAAAGACUCGUCCAGAUGUCUUGGUCAGCGCCGUAGAAACGACAGUUACGAUUCGAAUGACCGUAAUUCUAGAGAAGCGCGCCAAGGGGGUGGUAAUAACCACUCUAAUCGCCAAGACAAAUCUGACUUUGAUUUAGAUGGUGGUCAUUCUAGUCUUAACCAGUCCAAGAAUGAGAAAGAGUCUAAUAAAAUACACCAUUUAGGUGGUGACCGUCCUGUCAAAUCUUCCAAAAGUGCAGAUAGCGUACCAAAAGAUAAAGACGAAGCGUUCUGCAAGAUCUUCUAAAGUGGAAACACGAAAGAUACAGAGUCUGCAACAAAAGCAGCCUAAUACUAACAAAGAAAAUUGUGAUUCCCUUGAUAAACAAUCUGUUAUCUCUUCUAAUAAAGAUACAGUUCAAGUGAUUAAGCCUAAAAAUAAAAUAAGACCCAAGUCUGACACACACACAGUUUAACGAAAAAAUUCAAAAAACAGUUUUAAAAGCACUGCAACUACAGGACUGCAGAAGAAUUCGUAAAACUUCAGGAAAUUCUCGAUAGACUACUUAUCAGUUGGACUGAGUGCAGUCUUCGUGUUUGUAAAACUUUUAUAUUUCUGGAAUUCUAUAUAUGUGUUUUGUUACAUAACCAAAAAAUAAUGUGUUAAAAAACUGCAAUAGUAAUUUACGCAACUAGUUCGGGAUAGCCUGCUUCCCGCAUGAACGCUUGUUUGAGGCACGACCGAAGGGAGUGCCGCAUUUGCGUGAAUGCGGGAAGCAGGCUCACGAACGUGUUGUGUACAAUAUUUUUUGCGACGAAUAAACCUUUAAACUGAAGAGAUUAA
This is a messenger RNA of Zophobas morio, 3334 nucleotides long. RefSeq lists its product as uncharacterized. Gene Ontology annotation, molecular function: GTP binding. Lineage: Eukaryota; Metazoa; Arthropoda; Insecta; Coleoptera; Tenebrionidae. The transcript has 6 exons. The record is from RefSeq and is a predicted model, not a curated record. Bases 233 to 2470 code for a protein of 745 amino acids.